CUAACCGGCAGUCAGUGCCUCCUAGGGCCCCGCGCCGUCAGUCUCGUUGGUGUUGCGUCGUGUAACGUGUCCUCUCUUUCUCUCUUUUUUCUCUCUCUCCUCCUUUUUCUUCCUCGAGCCCUCUCCCUCUCUCCUUUCCAUCCCCUUUCCCUCGUGCGUAUAUACUUUUUAUUUUUCUUUUUUUUUUUGCUCGUCGUCACGAUCAACGCCGUCAUUGUCGGCCGCGAGUGAUAAGGAAAUAAUAAUUGCACACACGUGCCACUUUCCACGUUUCUCGUCUCUGACGGAUGCCGCGCAUUCGGCACUUUCUGUCGGACCACGCUCGUCGUUCUCUUUAAUGGGAUAGCACAACCGACCUUCCGCUCCGGAAGACUUCUCCACGAGAUCGACUAAACGACACUUCGGAUUCGGUCGAGCCGUAGGUCCACGAAGAACGAUUCUUUACCGUGGCACGAAAUCGACGGAGUAAAGAGUCUCGGGGUGCCUGGACCGGUGAUCCGCGUAGCGAUAUUGGAACAACGUCUCCGUCUCAACGGCUGGUUAAGAGAGUUACGCAGAGACAGAACGUUUACGUGACAGAAUGUUUAUGUGACAGAAGCGCGUUCGAAGGAUCGAAGAUCGCAAUACCCGUCAGACGAUACCGCAAACGCCCAAGGAAUUUAUCGAGAAAAGUAAUUUGUGCCGAUAACAUCUGUGCUUCUCGGUAGUAGUAAUCGUUUUCGAGAGAAUCGCGGGCAAAUAUCGACCAGGGUAAGAUGCAAAGGACGUCGUUCGCCCGGAAGAUCGCAAAAUGGCGUGGGCUCCGGUGAGCUAUCGCUGCGAAUGCGAAUCUUCUCGCUGAAACCGUACAAACCCGAUUCGAUUCGUUCGUUCCGUGGACGAGUGGCUGUGAAAACGAAAUUCCACGACCAACAUGGCUGCGAGGGAAUUCGCGCGAUAACCAAAGUGCGAGACACAGCGAGUAACGUGAAAUUUCAGGAAUUCCACGAGCUACUACGGUUGUUCUGCGGCGGAUUCUGUCGAUAGCCGGUGGAAAUGCUCGAGAAUGAAACUACGAAUAUUUGUCGCGACUGACACGUGCAAUUGCCAACCGGACGACGCUGCUGGAUCGGUGAAAGCGGGCCAGAAGCGAAAGAAACUGAACUGAAUUUUGUCAGAACGCAGCCGAUUCGUCCGAAUACCUUGGACUCGAGCGCAGACUGGAAAUAUUCGUUCUUGAACGAAUUCGUGUGUCGUUCAACCAACGAAUCGAAUGUCGUAACUUUGUAAAAAAAAAAAAAAAAAAAAAGAAGUGGUUUCCGGUUCGUUUCGCGAGUCGACGAUUCCCUCGGUGGACUUGAUCGGGAAGGAAGAGAGAGUCGGUUCGAACGUCGAGGUCGAGACUUUAGUCAAAUUCUGUAUAGAAAAGUAAGUACGGCCGACGGUCGUACUUGGCACGAAGGCCUCAAGAUUGCUCGAAAAUCGUCGAGAGAGGUGCGCAGGGCAGGAAGAGCGAUGGAAAUCGGGGGUGCAGCGAUGCAGAGGAUGGCCGCUGCCGGAGGGCCCGGGCCUCUCAGCCUUCAGGGCCCUCCAAGGUCAGUGAAAAUCUCACCCGUUAACAUACAGGACGAGCCCGGUGACCUCACUUCUCAGAAGAGCACAAGUUCGCAUUGCGUGGGAUGCGGCGGUCGAAUUCACGACCAAUGGAUCCUGCGAGUUGCACCAAAUCUGGAAUGGCACGCCGCCUGUUUAAAAUGCGCGGAGUGUCAGCAAUUUUUGGACGAGCACUGCACUUGCUUCGUACGAGAUGGGAAAACUUAUUGUAAACGCGAUUAUGUCAGAUUGUUCGGAACAAAGUGCGACAAGUGCAGCGAGUGCUUCAGCAAAGACGACUACGUAAUGAGGGCAAGAAGCAAAAUUUAUCAUAUAAAGUGCUUCCGAUGUUCAGCCUGCAUGAGGCAGCUAGUUCCUGGCGAUGAAUUUGCCUUGAGACAGGAUGGCCUCUUUUGUCGACACGAUCACGACGUUCUCGAGGGUGGGAAACUCUGCUCGGGGCCUGGUGGUGUUCCUGGAAGCGAGAACAACAACAACGCGUCCCUUAUGAAUAAUAAUCAUCAUUUGCACCCGAACGAUGGCUCGAUAUCAGAUUCCGGGUCUGAAAGCGGGUCGCACAAAGCUGGCGUGGGUGGUACUCGAGGAUCGGGCGGCCAUAAAAGCGGCGGCGGUUCUGACGGCAAACCAACCAGAGUUCGCACUGUUCUAAACGAAAAGCAACUACACACACUUAGAACUUGCUACGCCGCGAAUCCGCGACCGGACGCGUUGAUGAAGGAACAAUUGGUGGAGAUGACGGGGCUGAGUCCACGCGUGAUAAGGGUAUGGUUCCAGAACAAACGGUGCAAGGAUAAGAAGAAGACGAUCGCCAUGAAACAACAGAUGCAGGAAAAGGAUGGCCGUAAAUUAGGCUUCGGUGGGAUGCACGGAAUUCCUAUGGUGGCUAGCAGUCCCGUAAGACACGAGAGUUCUAUAGGCAUGACACCGUUAGAAGUUCAAGCUUAUCAACCACCGUGGAAAGCCCUUUCGGACUUCGCCUUACACACCGAUUUGGAGAGGUUGGAUCCUAAUACUCCUUCUUUUCAUCAUCUGGUGUCGCAGAUGCAUGGUUACGAUCUUCACAGCGGACCACCACAAUUACCACCGCCAGGCAUGCUUGGUGGACCGAUGAACGAUGGCGGAGGCGGCGGGGGUGGUGGUUCUUUGCCACCCCCCGGCCCACACCAUCCCAGUAGCGGCGGCCCAGACAUGGGGCAACACCCUGAUAGCACGGAUAGCUAUGUAACUUACCUCGAAAGUGACAGUGACUCUCUUCAUCACGAUACAGGAAGUCCAUAGUGUUGUGCAGUGUGGCCAGAACGAAAGUGUCCGCUUUCUUCGUGGUCUUCUUUCAAUAAGUGCUUGAAGAGAAUCGUAGUCUGCGAGAACAAAUAGGACGAUUACGGAUGGCUGGAAACGAAACGAAAUUUGCGUUAUUAAAUUGCGGCUUUUUGUGCAAGGAAACCUCACCCUUUCGCGCUUAAUUUUAUAAUCGGAGAAGAACGCGUGUGAAACGUUGUUUAAUCGAGAGAAAAUCAUCCCUUGUGAGACGAAUUGGUGUAAAAAUUCGGUUUAACGACGUGCCAGGGUAACCUAGCCAUAGAUUAACUGAAUCCUUCGAUAAGGCUAACGUUAAAAUUAUUGAUCGACCACGCAACUGUCACGUUGCGUGGAAAGUUUUGAAUUAGAAGAAUUCGAAAGAAAUGUUGCGUUUGAUUAGUAUUACUAUUAUUAUUAUUAUUAUUAUUACUAUUAUCGAUUGUUUUUCGAAAUUACCGUCGAUCGAUUAAAAGACAAAUUUGAAUUUCCACGCGUAAGGGUUAAGAGAUAUUGUCGUUUUCGAUAGAGACAAGCAAAUUACAAGAACGAUAUGAUUUGCAGAAACACGAGCUUAAAACAGCGGAACGAGAGAACAGUUAUUUAAAUUGCUAUUGUUGUGUCGACAGAAACAAUCGAAAAUUACUGUACGAUCUGUAAAAAAAGAAAUACGUAUCCGAAGAACUCUGAUUAAUUUUUAGAGCGAAUAAAUAAACUUAAUCAUUAUUUGACGUAAGUAUGUAUUAUUUUAUCCGAUCGUAGUUUCGUGCUCGAUAUUUCGUAAUUAGACAUUUGUGUCGUGAACGAGAAAAAUUCGAUACGUAAUGAACGCAUUCGUUCGCGAGAAAUCUCAGGUAGGAUAUGUAUAAUGAUUCAUGAACGAUAUCGACGAGCGGAUUUGUCGACUGGAAUAAUUGCUCGUUUGUUACGGAACGGUAAUGAUAUUUAACGGAACAGGCGAACAAAGUAUGUGAAAUACUGCGCCAAUAUUUUCCAAUGAAAUACACCGGUGUAAAAAAUCGAUUUCUUCGAGAAACUGACAAUGAGUAAUCGAAUAAUUGCGAAUUAAGGAGAAAUUUUAUCAUGAUUAUUGUCAUUUCUAAAGCAUGCGAAAGGAGAUUGCAAUAAAAGACGAUCAAACUGAU
Molecule: messenger RNA, 4034 nt
Organism: Bombus huntii
Lineage: Eukaryota; Metazoa; Arthropoda; Insecta; Hymenoptera; Apidae
Gene: tup
Product: insulin gene enhancer protein ISL-1
Exons: 6
Coding region: 1495-2871 (458 amino acids)
Biological process (GO): neuron fate specification; positive regulation of transcription by RNA polymerase II; axonogenesis
Cellular component (GO): nucleus
Molecular function (GO): DNA-binding transcription factor activity, RNA polymerase II-specific; cis-regulatory region sequence-specific DNA binding
Source: RefSeq, a predicted model, not a curated record